UUUCAAAGAUGGCCGCCCUGUUGUUUUGAUGAAUAAUACUUGGUGGGGCGAGGGGUAAGAGUAGGGGUGGAGGGGUAGGCGGAUUUACUCUACCAGCGAAAGCAUCGCGAGUCCGGUCCUCCCCCUCCCCCCUGCCCAAGCUCCGCCGUGGAGGAGGGGCGUGGCCGGCCUGCUUUGGGAGGGGAGGAGCUUCCCUCCUCAGUGCUGGGCUCUGCCUGGGCGGCUGUGGGGUCGCCUUACCUCGGGGCACCCACUCUGCAGUUGAACACUUCCCGCCAGGGUCAAAGGGUAGGAAGGAGAGCAGGAUCUGCUGAGGAAGCACAGCUGCCGCGCCACCACCACGAAGACCCAGCAGGCUCCAGGCACGAGGAGAGCUGGAGACCGAGCUCCUUAGUUUGGGUAACCUGGAAAGCAGAGGGUAAAUAAGUGGCGCCUUAAGAUAAACCCUGUAGCAGCAGCAGUGGCGGUCAAAGGAGGCUGCUGGAGGCGGCAGCAGCUGUAGGAGUCUGGGGCGAUUGGAGUGACCGACGCCAAGGCAUUUCAGUGCCUCUCGUGUUCUUAUUUUUUAACCUCUGACUAUGCAAUUCUGAAACCUCCCCCAUUCGGGGGACCAGACAGCCCGAUAGACACCUACCACUCUCCUCCCGCCCUGGUCUCAAAGAACGGAAGAUCUCUCCCUAACGCCUUUCACCAUUAAGAGGAAAGCGAUGGAGGAGCUGAGCGCUGAUGAGAUCCGACGGAGGCGCCUUGCACGACUUGCUGGUGGACAGACCUCCCAGCCUACCACCCCUCUCACUUCUCCCCAGCGAGAGAACCCCCCCGGGCCUCCUAUAGCAGCAUCAGCUCCAGGCCCCUCCCAGAGCCUUGGUCUCAACGUCCACAACAUGACCCCCGCUACCUCCCCCAUUGGUGCAUCAGGAGUAGCCCAUCGAAGCCAGAGCAGUGAGGGAGUCAGUUCUCUCAGCAGCUCGCCCUCCAAUAGCCUUGAAACGCAGUCCCAGUCUCUCUCACGUUCCCAGAGCAUGGAUAUCGAUGGAGUCUCUUGUGAGAAAAGCAUGUCCCAGGUGGAUGUGGAUUCAGGAAUCGAAAAUAUGGAGGUUGAUGAAAAUGACCGAAGAGAAAAAAGGAGCCUCAGUGAUAAGGAGCCUUCAUCAGGUUCUGAAGUGUCUGAAGAGCAGGCCUUACAGCUGGUCUGUAAGAUUUUCCGUGUCUCCUGGAAGGACCGGGACAGGGAUGUGAUCUUCCUUUCUUCUCUUUCUGCACAGUUUAAGCAGAACCCAAAAGAAGUGUUCUCUGAUUUUAAGGACUUGAUUGGCCAGAUUUUAAUGGAAGUGCUAAUGAUGUCAACUCAGACCAGAGAUGAAAACCCAUUUGCCAGCCUGACAGCCACCUCCCAGCCAAUUGCAGCGACAGCUCGGUCACCAGACAGAAACCUCAUGCUGACCACCGGCUCCAACCCAGGAACGAGCCCCAUGUUCUGCAACCUGGGUUCCUUCGGGGCCAGCUCUUUGUCUAGCCUCUAUGAGACUAGCCCAGCUCCCAAUACCAGUGUCUGGAGCUCUGUGCCAAUGAUGAGUCCGCCUCUGGCCUCCCCCUCCCGGGCAGCCAGCCAGGCAACUACGCCUCCCGCUUCUUCCCUCUGUCCUCCUGGUUCUGCGGGGACGCCUGCGGGAAGCCAGCCCUCGUCUCCGCGGUACCGGCCCUACACUAUCACCCACCCCUCGGGGUCUACAUCUUCUCCUGCCUCGCGAUCCUCGGGCACCUCCAUCCUGUCUAGCUCCCCAGGCCUGUUCGCCCCGGCCAGUAGCCCUCAAGCCGUGCCCACCAGCUCCUCCCGACAGAGGCCCCCUGGCACAGGACCACCUUUACUCUCCGCCUCCCCCGGUGGGAGUGCCCCCAGCAGACGGCCCUCCUCCCUAAGGAACUCUCCUAGUCUGGGAGCCUCUGGUGGGGCAAGUACUUGGGAUUCCUACAGCGACCAUUUCACCAUUGAAACGUGCAAGGAGACAGACAUGCUGAACUACCUCAUCGAGUGUUUUGACCGAGUUGGAAUAGAGGAAAAAAAAGCACCAAAGAUGUGCAGCCAGCCAGCAGUCAGCCAGCUUCUGAGCAACAUCCGCUCACAGUGCAUAUCCCACACUGCAUUAGUACUCCAGGGGUCCCUCACACAGCCAAGGUCCCUGCAGCAGCCGUCCUUCCUAGUGCCGUACAUGUUGUGUAGGAACCUACCAUAUGGCUUCAUCCAGGAGCUGGUGAGAACCACUCACCAGGAUGAAGAAGUGUUCAAGCAGAUCUUUAUCCCCAUUUUACAAGGCCUGGCUCUUGCUGCCAAAGAGUGCUCCCUCGAUAGUGACUACUUUAAAUACCCCCUCAUGGCUUUAGGUGAGCUCUGUGAAACCAAGUUUGGAAAGACACACCCUGUGUGCAAUUUGGUCGCUUCUUUGCCGUUGUGGUUGCCUAAGUCUUUAAGCCCUGGCUCUGGGCGGGAGCUGCAGAGACUUUCAUACUUGGGGGCUUUCUUCAGCUUCUCCGUCUUUGCAGAAGAUGAUGCAAAAGUGGUGGAAAAAUAUUUCUCAGGGCCCGCCAUUACCCUGGAAAACACUCGAGUGGUGAGCCAGUCUCUGCAGCAUUACUUGGAGCUGGGAAGGCAAGAGCUUUUCAAGAUCCUGCAUAGUAUCUUGUUAAAUGGGGAAACCCGUGAGGCCGCUCUUAGUUACAUGGCAGCUGUCGUCAAUGCCAAUAUGAAGAAAGCACAGAUGCAGACAGACGAUAGGUUGGUGUCAACGGACGGAUUCAUGCUGAAUUUCCUUUGGGUACUGCAGCAACUUAGUACAAAGAUCAAGUUAGAGACAGUCGACCCCACGUACAUAUUCCACCCAAGGUGUCGGAUCACGCUUCCCAACGACGAGACCAGAGUGAAUGCGACGAUGGAAGAUGUGAAUGACUGGCUGGCUGAACUUUAUGGAGAUCAGCCUCCAUUUUCUGAGCCGAAAUUCCCUACGGAAUGCUUCUUUCUCACCCUGCACGCCCACCACCUCUCAAUUCUGCCCAGCUGCCGUCGCUACAUCCGCAGACUGCGGGCCAUCCGGGAGCUCAAUAGAACUGUGGAAGAUCUGAAAAAUAAUGAAAGCCAGUGGAAAGACUCCCCACUGGCAACCAGACACCGUGAGAUGCUGAAACGCUGCAAAACUCAGCUUAAGAAACUGGUACGAUGCAAGGCCUGUGCUGAUGCUGGCUUGCUUGAUGAGAGCUUUCUGAGAAGAUGUCUGAACUUCUACGGCCUUCUCAUUCAGCUGCUGCUCCGCCUCCUGGACCCUGCCUACCCGGAUGUAACACUGCCUUUAAAUUCAGAUGUCCCCAAGGUAUUUGCAGCAUUGCCUGAGUUUUAUGUAGAAGAUGUUGCUGAAUUUUUAUUUUUUAUUGUACAAUACUCUCCUCAGGUGCUUUACGAGCCCUGCACUCAGGAUAUUGUGAUGUUCCUCGUCGUGAUGUUGUGUAACCAGAACUACAUCCGAAAUCCGUAUCUGGUGGCCAAACUGGUAGAAGUCAUGUUCAUGACCAACCCUGCUGUUCAGCCAAGGACCCAGAAGUUUUUUGAAAUGAUCGAGAACCAUCCCCUCUCCACCAAGUUGUUGGUCCCUUCCCUGAUGAAGUUUUAUACAGACGUUGAGCACACCGGCGCCACCAGUGAGUUCUAUGACAAGUUCACCAUUCGCUAUCACAUCAGCACCAUCUUUAAAAGCCUUUGGCAGAACAUAGCUCACCACGGCACCUUUAUGGAGGAGUUCAAUUCUGGGAAGCAGUUUGUCCGCUAUAUAAACAUGCUGAUAAACGACACGACGUUCUUGCUCGAUGAGAGUCUGGAGUCUCUGAAGCGGAUCCACGAAGUGCAGGAGGAGAUGAAGAACAAAGAACAGUGGGACCAGCUGCCCCGGGAUCAGCAGCAGGCUCGCCAGUCCCAGCUCUCUCAGGAUGAGCGCGUUUCACGCUCCUAUCUUGCCCUGGCGACAGAGACCGUGGACAUGUUCCAUAUCCUCACCAAGCAGGUCCAGAAGCCAUUCCUGAGACCCGAACUUGGACCCCGAUUGGCCGCGAUGCUGAACUUCAAUCUUCAGCAACUCUGUGGCCCGAAGUGCCGUGACCUGAAAGUUGAAAACCCCGAGAAAUAUGGCUUUGAACCAAAGAAGCUGUUGGACCAACUCACCGAUAUUUACUUGCAGCUGGACUGUGCCCGGUUCGCGAAAGCCAUCGCUGACGACCAGAGAUCCUACAGCAAAGAGUUGUUUGAAGAAGUUAUUUCAAAAAUGCGGAAGGCGGGAAUCAAAUCCACCAUAGCGAUAGAGAAGUUCAAGCUUCUGGCCGAGAAAGUAGAGGAGAUUGUGGCUAAGAAUGCACGUGCAGAAAUUGACUACAGUGACGCCCCAGACGAGUUCAGAGACCCUCUAAUGGACACCCUGAUGACUGACCCCGUGCGACUGCCCUCCGGCACCAUCAUGGACCGCUCCAUCAUCCUGCGGCACUUGCUGAACUCCCCCACAGACCCCUUCAACCGACAGACGCUGACAGAGAACAUGCUGGAACCAGUGCCAGAACUGAAAGAACAGAUUCACGCCUGGAUGAGAGAGAAACAGAACAGUGAUCACUAAACCACCCUGCCUGCCCACCUUCUGCUGGAAACAGCCAGGGCCAGCGAGGCAAACCAGAGUGAUGGUGCACAUGCUGUUCAAACAUUGGAGGCAAAAUACACCACAAGCCCACCCAGAGUGACCAAACGGUGGAGACCUGAAAGGACGUGAACAAGAGGAGGAGCCCAAUUCCUGUACAUAUAUUUAAGUGACAAACGUGGUCAAAAGCUUGAAGGACACAUUUGAUGAUUGCUUGUGUAAUAGAGCACGUCCUUCAUAUGUCACAAUUUGGGGCUUUUGCAGCAGAAGUCUUUUAGUGAUUGAUGACGGAUGGGUCUGGGCAGCAUCCCUUUCAUCUUCCCCCACCCCCCCCCAAUCCAAUAUCCGUUGAUUUUGAUUGUGAUUAGAGAACCUUGGACAUUUUGCUGCUAAAGAAUCUCCCCCCUCCUACCCUCUUCCUGAUCCUACUUGCACUGCUGUGGAUUUUUUUUUUUAAGUGAAGCAAAAACAAAAAUAAACUCCUUUCCUUGGCCCUCCAAACAUAUAUUCUGUGAGAUAACUGUGCCUGCAACAAGUGUUAAUCCCGGAAUCGUAUUUUUAUAUCAUAUUCACGUAUUUGUUUUUUUUAAUUGGUGUUAGAUGACAUGAUUAAUAAAAGAGGCAAGAUAUUUUCAGAAUUUGAA
Molecule: messenger RNA, 5308 nt
Organism: Dama dama (fallow deer)
Lineage: Eukaryota; Metazoa; Chordata; Mammalia; Artiodactyla; Cervidae
Gene: UBE4B
Product: ubiquitination factor E4B
Exons: 28
Coding region: 708-4646 (1312 amino acids)
Biological process (GO): protein polyubiquitination
Cellular component (GO): cytoplasm; nucleus; ubiquitin ligase complex
Molecular function (GO): ubiquitin-ubiquitin ligase activity
Source: RefSeq, a predicted model, not a curated record